Molecule: messenger RNA, 1754 nt
Organism: Microbotryum saponariae
Lineage: Eukaryota; Fungi; Basidiomycota; Microbotryomycetes; Microbotryales; Microbotryaceae
Source: the annotation of a GenBank genome assembly
AUGGCGACCCCAGUGCCACGAACGGAGCAUGCCGCCAUGGUAGACGCUCCGUUUGCCGGCUCCGAUCGAAAGCCGAGCCUGCACACGCUGCAGCCGCUCGUGCGCCUCCUUGUGAUCUCGCACAGGGAGAUCGAGUCCAUUCUCGGCGAGGCCCUAGGGCAUACCCUGACCAAGCUCACCGAUGAUCAGUGGAGAUUCCUAGGCGACAACAAGAACGCGUGGCGGACCUUGCUCUUUGCCCUCCUCUACCUCUUGCGAGAAGACGGCGGCAAGGCCACGCCCGGCAAGACCUUGACGAAAUUCGAGGAUCGGCUCACCUCGGAUGCGCCCGAGGGGUCGCAACGACGUGCUCAAGAAUACGAGCAUUUUCGUCGCGUAUCAGGGGGGCAAGACUCGAUCGGAUUUUCCGGUGUAAGUGACGUAUGGUUCGAGACACCAGCGACGAAACGAGCACGGGGCUGACGGCUCGUUGGUGGCACGCUGGUACGGGUUCCCUGAAUCGGUCCUCGCACAGGCGUGGGUUACCUUGAUCUACGCCGUUGAGGCAACCAAACGCAAUCGCCCUCCGAUCCCCCUGAUCCCCUACACCCCCAACUGGUGGGACGACCGUGCGAUGAGGAUCGUCGAGGCGCUUUUUGGAUGGAAAGACCGAGUCUACCAAAUCGUCGCGGCCUUUGUCGACAGUCGCUUCGUCUUCACCUCGAAUACACCCCCCCAGGACGACGAUGCGGACGACGCAAAGUACUCGCCACCCGCGAAAAAGGGCAAGGAUAUGGGCUCGUCACUCAAGUCCAGCGUCAAGAAGGCCGUUGUUGAGGCUGUCUACGAAGCCAGACUCGCCGACUCGCCCGACGACCAGGACGUUCGACUCCUUUCCGACCUGACCACAAAGAUCGCGAGUCUACACGACAAGACCUCGAAUCAGGCACAAAAGGCGGUAAACCUGUAUGAUCUAGCGUCGGUGGCAACGUCUACGUUGCAAGUUACGGUGCAAAUCAUCCGCGACAACUCGCCGCGGAUGCUCACACCGGACGAGCGCUCCCGUCUUGCCGAGCAGACGAUCUGCGACUGGAUCCGAGGGGUAUCACACCGCCCUCAUUGUCUCUUCCCGGCCCUCCACGCGCUCAAGGUUGCGAGCGGGCACACCCGAGGCCUUGGAUUGGUGAGUGGUGGCACCGCCGGCUCUCACCGCGUUUCAACGAGUCGACCCGGCCGUCAGCGGGCCGACGCGCUCCAAUGCGAGUGCAGUUGCACUGAUCCGAUUGUUCAACCAUCCGACCUCUUUGCACAGAAUUUGGGGGGCGAGUUCAUUACCAUGACCCCACGACGCACGUCUAUACUCAUCUACAAAGGUGAAGACGUGGCCAAGACCCUUGCUCGAAUGGCUUCGAUGCGUGUGGGUGCCUUGGCGAUCGCACGUCUCGAGCAACCCCGUGGACCACGUCGCAACCGUGCUACUCGCGCAGAUCGAGCCCCCUCUCUCCUCCGCUUACUCCUUUGUCGAGACCUCGACGAACUCGUGGGCGUCAAAGCGAGAAUGGAUCGAGCGCUGGGAGGUGCUGCGCCGUCACCUCAAUCAGCAGCUCGGGGAAGCGACCCCUCGUGCCACCACCGCCCCGGCCAACGUGGCACCGGCUCUCGCUACCGCCUCAUCAUCCACGGCCAAUCUCGAAGAGCCCUCACCCGAAACGACGCUCGAUCCUCCCCCUUCCAAGCGCGCCAAGAAGGCGGCCCCCCCCCAGCCGUCGGCCUGA